Messenger RNA from Oncorhynchus mykiss (rainbow trout), 3303 nucleotides. The record is from RefSeq and is a predicted model, not a curated record. Lineage: Eukaryota; Metazoa; Chordata; Actinopteri; Salmoniformes; Salmonidae.
GCGCACAUUUUAUGUAAAUGUAAUUUACAUAAAAUGAAACGCAGUUUACGUGAUCACUGACAGCUGCCUUGAAGAACACACAUGUACAAUUAUUUCUGCUACUAAGAUCAGUGAAAUAGAGGCUGAACUGACAACGGAGUGAAGAGCAAAAAAAGCAAGUCGCAGCAAUGAAGAAUUGAGUGCGUAGAAUUCUGGCAGGGGGGGGGGGCUUUUCUGCACAACACCGGAAGUGAAGGCGGAGCCUCGGCUCUUUUGUCUUGUGAUUUUGGGCAGAGAGCCACAUGUUGAAAUAUAACGUCUCAGACCUCUACAAUAUCAGUAGGCUAGACAUAAAUAUUCCCAUCUGGUUAACUGCGCCUGAACUCUGUAAUCGACAAUAACGGAAGAAUCUACAAUGAAUACGGAAACGCCUAUCCCACCCCCCUCCUCCCUCCCCCUCCGACCCUCCUCCCCCUUCACCCUCCCGGGGGCCCCAGGUCGUGCCUCUCCCAGUAGCGCCUUACUGCAGGGUAUGAAGAGGUUGUCUGUGUUGUUGGUGGACUACAGGAAAACAACGGGGCUGAGGGACAGCCGUAACCGUCGCUCUCUCAGUAGAAGAGUCAUAUCUGGGGAGGCUAACGAACAUGAUGCUGACGAGGCAGAGAACAGUUUCUCCAGAUCAGAACACCUCAAACACCAGCAGAGAGUGGCAGGGAAGAAACCUCACCGCUGCUCUGACUGUGGAAAGAGUUUCACCUCGUCGGCAAAACUUAAAACACACCAGAGAAUUCAUACUGGAGAGAAACCUUAUAGCUCUUCAGACUGCAGGAUAAGUAUUUUGCAACUAGGAAACUUAACAAAACACCAGCUGACCCACAUAGGAGAGAAACCUUUUAGCUGUGAUCAAUGUGGGAGGAGAUUCACGAAGUCAGGAGCCCUGACAAUUCACCAACGAAUACACACAGGAGCAAAACCGUUUCACUGCCCAGACUGUGGGAAGAGUUUUGUUCAAUUAGGCAACAUGAAAAUUCAUCAGCGGACACACACACAAGAGAAGCCUUACCACUGCUCUGUCUGUGAGAAGAGCUUUUCAACAUCACAGGGUAAUAAGGCGCACCAGAGAACGCACACCGGAGAGAAGCCUUACCACUGCUCUGACUGUGGGAAGAGUUUUCUUCAAUUAGGCAACCUGAAAAUUCACCUGCGGAUACACACACAAGAGAAGCCUUACCACUGCUCUGUCUGUGAGAAGAGCUUUUCAACAUCACAUGGUAAUAAAGUGCACCAGAGAACGCACACCGGAGAGAAGCCUUACCACUGCUCUGACUGUGGGAAGAGUUUUGCUCAUUCAAGAAAUCUGAUAAAGCACCAGCGCAUACACACAGGAGAGAAACCUUACAGCUGUGAUCAAUGUGGGAAGAGAUUUACUAGCUCAAAUGACCUGAUGCAACACCAUAGAAUACACACUGGAGAGAAACCUUACCACUGUUUGGACUGCGGGAAGAGUUUUACUCAGGCAAGCAACCUGAAAACACACCAGCGCAGACACCUGGGCCAGAAGCUUCACCACUGUUCAGAUUGUGGAAGUAACUUUUCAACAUCAAGGGGUUUAGAGCUGCACCAGCGAACACACACAGGUGUGAAACCUUACUACUGCUUCAGCUGUAGUAAAAGUUUUGCUAGAUUAGACGGACUGACAGUGCACCAGCGAACACACACGGGUGAGAAGCCUUUUAGCUGUGAUCAGUGUGGGAAGAGAUUUGCUCAGUCAGCACACUUGACUGUACACCAGAGAACACACACUGGAGAGAAACCAUACCACUGCUCAGACUGUGGAAUAAGCUUUAUUAAUUCAAGUCACCUUAAGGUACAUCAGAGAGUACACACAGGAGAGAAGCCUUAUAACUGUGAUGUAUGUGGCAAAAGUUUUGUUACAUCAGGAAGUCUGGCUUCACACCUUCGAACCCACACAGGAGAGAAGCCUUACCAUUGUACCGACUGUGGGACAAGCUUUGGCAAGUCAGGCCAUUUAAAAGUGCACCAGAGAACACACACAGGAGAGAAGCCUUACCAUUGUGCCGACUGUGGGAAAAGCUUUGCUGAGUCAGGCGGUUUAAAGUCACACCGGAGAACACACACAGGAGAGAAGCCUUACCACUGCUCUGACUGCGGAAUGGGCUUAACCACUUCAGGUGGACUUAAAAUACACCGGAGAACACACACAGGAGAAAAACCAUUCCACUGCUCUGACUGUGGGAAAAGAUUUAAUCAGUCUGGGCAGUUGGUUUUACACCAGCGAAUACACACUGGCGAAAAGCCUUACCACUGCUCAGACUGUGGGCUGAGUUGUACUUCUUUAGGGGAUUUUAAAGUGCACCUGCGAACACACACUGGAGAGAAGCCUUUUGGCUGUGAUCAGUGUGGGAAGAGGUUCGCUCAGUCAGGAAGCCUGGCUGGACACAAGAGAACACACACUGGAGAGAAGCCUUUUGGCUGUGAUCAGUGUGGGAAGAGGUUCAGUCAGUCAGGAACCCUGGCUGGACACAAGAGGAAACACCACACUGGUGGGUAACCUUUCCAUUUAUUUUUUUUUUAUAGCUGAAACCAGUUAAUGGUAGACUAUCGGAGAGAAGCCGUGCAGGGUGAGCUUUCUUAAUGUGGCCGUGCUUGGUGUAACAAGGGAACUUUAAAUAACUGUCCAUUUAAUUACAAUAUUUUUUAUUAUUUAACUAGGCAAGUCAGUUAAGAACAAAUUCUUAUUUUCAAUGACGGCCUAGGAACAGUGGGUUAACUGUCUGUUCAGGGGCAGAACGACAGAUUUGUACCUUGUCAGCUCGGGGGUUUGAACUUGCAACCUUCCGGCUACUAGUCCAACACUCUAACCACCCUGCCGCCCCUAUAUGAGUGAAAAAGUCUGUGUUUGAAUGGCCGUAUACCGGUCAUUAAAAUGAUUCAUGACAUGUUAACAGUGGAUUGGUCAGCUCAGAGAAAGCAGGGAGGUAGCUCCUCCCCCUCUCUCUGCAAGUUUCAGGCAAGUCUGUCCUUAGGGAUAAGGCAAGGGUCCGUUUUAAAAAUGUUCAACCCUGUCCACCAUCCAACUCACCAUGGUCAUCCCUGUCCACCAUCCAACUCACCAUGGUCAUCCCUGUCCACCAUCCAACUCACUAUGGUCAACCCUGUCUACCAUCCAACUCACUAUGAUCAAUCCUGUCUACCAUCCAACUCACCAUGAUCAACCCUGUCUACCAUCCAACUCACUAUGAUCAACCCUGUCCACCAUCCAACUCACCAUGGUCAACCCUGUCUACCAUCCAACUCACCAUG